GUGGUUGCCUUAAUUAUCGAAACACAGUGCAAAAAUGAUACUGAAGCUCCAAUACACACAGUGUACAAUAAAUUAAUUACAAGGAGGAUCAUUGCUAAGAGGGAAGUUAAGUGUAGCCUGGAUGAAUACAAUUUAGGUGUUCAAUGUUGCAAGAAAUGUGAACAAGGUUUUGUUAAAAAUGUCGAGUGCCCAACCAAUCUUGCCAAACACUGUGUUCCAUGUAAAAAUGGAAAGGAGUACAUAGAUCAUGCCAAUGAAUUGGACAAGUGUUUGAGAUGCUCUUCAUGUGACAGUGUAUUUGGUUUGGAGGUUGCAAAGAACUGUACCCCAGCACAGAACACAAAAUGCUCCUGUACAAAGAACCAUUUUUGCAAUUCUUCUGUGCCAUGCAGCCAUUGCUAUCGAUGUACCAUAUGUGAACAUGGCAUAAUUGAAAAACAAUGUACUUCAACUUCAGACACUGUGUGCGGAAUGAAAGGGAAGAGAAAACAGAGGGGUCGUACUAGCAAGGAGAACCUAGGUGAAGCACUCCCCAAAACAAAGGCUUCUUAUGAGAACAUACCUCUCAUAAACACAGAUGUUGACCUGAGCAGCCAUAUUGCUGGUAUUGUAGAAGAGAUGACACUCCAAGAAGUCAAGACAUUUGUUCGUAAUCACAAAGUACCAGAACCUGUCAUAGAUCAAAUUGUUCGGGAUUAUUGUAGUGAUACAUCUGAACAGAAGAUUAAGUUGUUUCAAGUCUGGUAUCAAAGACAUGGGAUAAAAGGAGCCUAUGGAACCCUAAUCAGCAGCCUAAGAGAGUUUAAGAUGUGCGCUGCAAGUGACAAAAUUGAGGAAAAGAUGAAGGCAGCUGUUUCCAGCCAUCAGGAAGGGGGACAGUCUUAUAAUUAUGACACUGAGCUAAGCAAAACCUGCACUGAGGAAGGCAGAAACUCUUACAAUGAUAGCGCUAUGCUAAGUAAAACUGACUCUGGUAGUUUGGAAGAGACAUAG
Molecule: messenger RNA, 993 nt
Organism: Leptosomus discolor (cuckoo roller)
Lineage: Eukaryota; Metazoa; Chordata; Aves; Leptosomiformes; Leptosomidae
Source: RefSeq, a predicted model, not a curated record